AUGCCAUAUAGCAGUGAGACAUUGUGCAUGGCAAGCCUUCUGUUCGACAAUGGAACUCGCGCGCGAAGCCUUCCGCAUACAUGCACUACAGGCUGUGAUGUCCCGGAGCUCGCCGUCACGGUGCACGCGAUAAGACAAAGGCCAGGUCGCUACUCGCCAUUGUUGUGUAUUAACUUGCUCUAUAUCAUCAUAGCUCACCGAAGCAUCGUUGGCUAUACGACGAUUCUCAGCCAUUUCCUCCGAGUCAUUGCAACCUCCUCAUCGACCUACCAAGUGCGACAAGCCCCGACACAAGACAGACGUCUAGGACUCGAGUUGAAUCUAAUCAACGGAUAUCCGUUCGUGCAGCAGAUCCUCCCCCGAUUGCGAAAGAUCGAAUGGAGUCGACCGAGAUCGCCCCCGCCGGUCGUCUACUCCGAUUCCGACCUGAACGGCAAGUGGGUCACAGUGCGCCUCGAUGACUUGGACAUACCAGAGUCGCCUGUCGAGUCCGACAGCUACGGGAACCCUUCCGCUACGGCUUCAACUUCGCAUGGAGCAGUACUAGUAGACUCGGACGAAGUGUCCGCUAGUCACGGUCAAGAAGCCGGGCCUCAAAGCGAGAGGCUCCACCCAAGCGUAAAGGUCAGUGAUCGCAUUCGCAGGGCUGACGGACAACGCCUCAGGCGUCAGACGCGAUCAGGUGCAGAGAGUGCCAGUGCCAGGUCAUAAGGAAGCGAAGGCUUGUGUGGCGGUUCCGAUGCAGAUAGUGCGGAUACGCAUAGAGGCUUACCGUUUAUGUAUUUGGCAGGAUUUCGAGCCACGGUGAGCAGUAU
Fomitopsis serialis is the source of this 815-nucleotide messenger RNA. RefSeq lists its product as uncharacterized. The transcript has 6 exons. The record is from RefSeq and is a predicted model, not a curated record. The coding region runs from base 1 to 711 and encodes 236 amino acids. Lineage: Eukaryota; Fungi; Basidiomycota; Agaricomycetes; Polyporales; Fomitopsidaceae.